UCGCUAAGAUAUUGUUAUGGAAGGAAAAGAUAUUAUCGGGAGGAAUUCUAGCUAGGGGUGUUACUACAAUCCGGCUUCUAUUUGGACUUACGAGGUACCCUUUUGUUACUUUUUUAUGUCACAUUCUCAUCCUUUCGAUGAUCAUCCCCUUCAUAUGGUCUAAGAGUGCGGGACUCAUCAAAAG
Dovyalis caffra is the source of this 184-nucleotide messenger RNA. Lineage: Eukaryota; Viridiplantae; Streptophyta; Magnoliopsida; Malpighiales; Salicaceae. The record is from the annotation of a GenBank genome assembly.